This is a messenger RNA of Ciona intestinalis (vase tunicate), 414 nucleotides long. The record is from RefSeq and is a predicted model, not a curated record. NCBI's taxonomy places the organism in Eukaryota, Metazoa, Chordata, Ascidiacea, Phlebobranchia, Cionidae.
AUCCUUCUGGAUGCGGGAGCUGUGGUCGACUCUAAGAACGAGGAUGAGCAAACUCCUCUUCACCUCGCUGCGGAUGGUGGGAAACUGAGGAUCAUCCAGGAGCUGGUGGGGAGGAAACGGGAGAUCGUCCACGACGACGAUGAAAACGGGAACACCGCGCUUCAUCUAGCUGCGUUGAGUGGAAGAGUGCAGUGUGUGCGGGAGUUGGUGAGGUUGGGGGCAAGUAUUGAGGCAAGGAACGCCAAGCAAUGGACUCCAUUAGAUUGUUGCGCCUCCGCUGGUAUGUAUAAGUCAGCCACCGUAUUGUUGGAAGCCGACUCACCCGUUGACCCCAAGGACAAACGGAAGAUAACUCCCCUUCAUCUGGCGUGUCAACAGGGACACCAAGUGAUGGUGGAUGUGCUCAUUAAGUAA